AUGGGUGCCGUCGUCAGUUGCAUACAGGGCAUGCUGCAGGCCAUUGGGGCCGGCAUCAUGGCCGUUAUCCGAGGCAUUGGAGCUAUCAUCACUGGCAUUGUCAAUGCUAUCGUGUCAUUUUUCGGCGUUCUCAUCUCAUGCCUUACCUGCGGCCGCGGUGGCGGCGGUAGGCGGAGAACGACAACGACGAGAAGUCGAGUAUGA
Messenger RNA from Cyphellophora europaea CBS 101466, 204 nucleotides. RefSeq lists its product as uncharacterized. Lineage: Eukaryota; Fungi; Ascomycota; Eurotiomycetes; Chaetothyriales; Cyphellophoraceae. The transcript has 3 exons. The record is from RefSeq and is a predicted model, not a curated record. Bases 1 to 204 code for a protein of 67 amino acids.